Molecule: messenger RNA, 1701 nt
Organism: Saprolegnia parasitica CBS 223.65
Lineage: Eukaryota; Oomycota; Saprolegniomycetes; Saprolegniales; Saprolegniaceae
Exons: 11
Coding region: 1-1701 (566 amino acids)
Source: RefSeq, a predicted model, not a curated record
AUGGCCACCAUCGACGAGCUCGGCGACGACGCCAGCUUCUCCAAGUCCAACUGGGUCGCGACCGACGCCAAGGCCCGCGAUGGCCAUCUCUCGCUGCGCUACCUCAACGAGUUCGUCGGCGACCUCAAGUGCGCACCGGCGCUCCUCGAGCGUGGCCUCUUUCCCGAUGCCAAGGAAGUGACCGAGACCAUGGGUGUCUUCAAUGCCAUCCGGAAGCUCAACCUCCACGUGCUCGACGCUGGCGACGACGCGACGGGCCUUCGCAACGGCAUUGUCGUCGUCGGCGAUGGCAUGACGCCGCGGACAGCCGCCAUGUUUGCGAGUCGCACGAAAGGCUGGACGUGCUUUAGCGUGGACCCGAUCAUGCGCGUGUCGACGCCGGAGGCGCCCGUGUCGUGGGCCGAUAUGGAGAACGUCGUGCCGAUUUGUGCCAAGAUCGAAGAUAUCCGCAUUCGCCUCAACAAGGCGAUCGUGAUCCUCGUCCACGCGCACGUGACGAUGCCCCAAGCCAUGGCGUCCAUCCAAGCCAACACUGUCGUCGCUGUGCUUACGCUGCCGUGCUGCAACUGGUACGGGCACCAAGAAGAACUCGAUCUACGCCCACCCACUGUCGUGUACGACGACAUGAGCAUCCUCUCGCAGCACCGCGAGAUCCGCCUCUGGUUGCCAGACCACACCAACCCCGACGCGAUUGUACCGGUGGGAGGCGGGUGCGUCCGGAAGGCGUAUGUGCCGCCUCGACGCGUGCCACCGCCGCUUGACGCGUUCCUGCAUCAAAUGCUCUCGACCCCGACGAACGACCUGCCCAGCGACAUUGUGGCAGCCGUCGUUGACACGUGUCGCCGGUCGCUGGCACCCUCGGCGGCGCUGCUCUUGUUGGGUGACCAACCCACGGUCCACGCCGCGCUACAAACGAGUGGUUUUACCAACGUUCUUUCUCGCACCGAGCUCUCUGCCUCGUCGUCGUUGAAGGUCGAUGCGAUCCUCGAUGUCGGGUACCUCCACGCCGUCCUCAGCCGCGUCGAGAAGACAAAAGCCUGUGGACUCGUGACCGAGCUCCUCCGCUUGUACAAGUCGUGGCUGCCAGUCCAUUCGGGCGACGUGCUCUGCCUCUCGGGCCGCCGCAUGUUGCGCAGUACAAAGUACUUUGCGCGACCGUCGCUCGCGUGGUCGAUGGUCGUGACACCGCUCGCCGCCGCCAACGCGACGUUCACAACCUUCUUGCACCAUGCAACGGUGCACGACGCGCCGCCCGUUGCGAUGGCCGACGGCGAUGCCCUGUGCUCUCUGGAAGCACUCCGCCCGCGCCUUGACGCGACGUUCACGGCGCGCUGCCCCACGGCAUUGCCGGUGACGAGCAUCGCCGAUGUUCUUGCGGGCGGCGACUGUCCGAACGUCGUGGUGCGCACGUCCGGAGUCGUCACACGCAUCCACCCAAUGCACGCUAAGCUUGUGCUCGUCGACCUCUGUGACGCCGUCGACGGCAAACUCGUUCUCGUGCUUCUGCGCCAGGAUUCGCUCAUGGCACCUGGUGACGCGCUGCGCUUGCCGCACACGCUGCUCCAGCACCUCCAACUCGGGGAUACGCUCGACGUCGUCGGCGACCUCGAGAUGACGGGCACCGGGUCGCUCAGUGUCAAGGCGGCAGCGGUCCGCCUCGCCGCAACCGUGUCCAGAGAUACGCUGACGUACUACCAAUAA